Mytilus trossulus (common blue mussel) is the source of this 3145-nucleotide messenger RNA. Its product is annotated as conserved oligomeric Golgi complex subunit 5-like. Bases 29 to 2452 code for a protein of 807 amino acids. NCBI's taxonomy places the organism in Eukaryota, Metazoa, Mollusca, Bivalvia, Mytilida, Mytilidae. The record is from RefSeq and is a predicted model, not a curated record. The transcript has 23 exons. Gene Ontology annotation, cellular component: COG complex. Gene Ontology annotation, biological process: intra-Golgi vesicle-mediated transport.
UAUUCCAACUCACACCGGAAGUGGAAAUAUGGACGACUUUCUGCUGGAAAAUCUGGGUUCAGAUGAGGAAUUUAAGUUAUUUUUGGAUGAAAGUUUUGAUGUCAAGGCCCAUGCAAACAAGGCUAUUCAAGGAAAAGCUAUAUCAGAACAAUUAUCAAAGUUAGCAGAAGGUAUAUCUUUGCUGGACAAACAAAUACACUCCCAGAUUGUUGCACAUCAUGACGACCUGUUAUCACAAGCCACAGGUGUUGAAACUUUGGAAGGUGUUCUUCAGAUGAUGCAGUCCAGAAUUCAGUCUCUAUUAGCAGCCAUGGACAGAAUUAGAACUAAAGUUACUGAGCCAUUCAACAAAAUAUCUGCUAGAACUACGCAAUUAAGAAAUUUGCAGGAAGCAUGUGAUUUGUUACGAAGAGUAAUCAGGAUUAUAUAUCUCAGCAAAAGACUCCAUAGUCAACUACAAGGUGGUGCAAGGGAGAUAACUAAGGCAGCUCAAAGUUUAAAUGAAUUAGGAUCAUUUCCCUUUAAUUACAUUUGUGAAGGAGUAGAUCUGAGUGGUAUUGAAGUUAUUGAACAGGACAGAAGGUUUAUAAAACAAGCUCGUCAAGACGUAGAAACUCAGGCUCAGAAAAUGUUGGAACAGAGUAUGGAAACACAAAAUCCUACUCAAGUAGCCACAUCCCUACAAGUUUUCCACAAUCUUGGUUGUUUACAUACAAUUGUAGAUAGAGUUGUUACUGGUUGCCAAGACAACCUUCACACAAAUAUAAGAUCUUGUCUGGAUGUAAGAACUUUGACUCAGCAAUCUUCAAAUAAAGGUCCAGGACGAGCUACCAUGCCAAUGACUGGGAAUACUGCAGCAUUCAGAGCUACACUGUGGACAAACAUGGAAAAGUUAAUGGAUAACAUAUAUGCCUCAUGUGCUCAGGUCCAGCAUCUGCAGAAGGUACUUGUAAAGAAGAGGGAUCCUGUUACACAUGUUGGCUUUAUUGAGGAGCUAGCUAAGCAUAAAGAUGGUAACGUUAACAUUAUGCAGAAUUUUUGGGAAAAUAUAACAAAGAUGCUAACAGCAGAAUUUCAUGAAGCAACUGAAGGAUCAACAUUUAUAAAACAAGCAUUUGAAGGAGAGUAUCCCAAAUUAUUACGAUUAUACAAUGACCUAUGGAAGCGUCUCCAACAAUUGAACCCGAAAGCUUCAACAAAUUUAGCAGAUAUUGUUGUACAUGAAGAGCCUAUUGUGGACGAGGAUAUGUUCUCACAUAAGUCUGAUAAAUAUGACCCUGAGAAAGCAUUACGGAAUACAUUAUGCAAGUUUGAAACAGCCUAUUUGUCAAGAUCUCUAUCCCGAUUGUUUGAUCCCAUCAACCUUGUAUUUGCAACUGGCUCUAUGAAUCCUCCUACGGAACAGGAAGUUGAAAGUGUCAUUAAAACAAUAUCGAGUGAAUUGAAUGUGGCAAGUGUGGACACUAAAUUAAGUAUAACCAUUGCAAAGAAUGUAGCAAAAACAGUUCAGUUAUUUAAUGUUAAAAGUGAACAGUUGCUCUCUACUGAUGGUGAGGCUAGUCAGGUAAUUGGACCAGCAACACAAGGUCAAACCAGGAACCAGGCUGUUGUUAAUACCUUGUAUCUUUUUCAUCAGUCAGUCACAAGGGUUGUGACAUCAUUAAAUAAUUAUUCAUUAGAAGCAAUAGAGAGUAUACAUAAAUCAUUAGAGGGAAUUGUGAUAUUAAUGAGUAAUGCUAUCAACCCACUAUUAUCCUCUAUAUCUGACGCAACAGAAGCUAUCAUACUAACCAUGCAUCAGGAAGAUUUCUCUACAAGUGCCCCUUCAGAUCAUCAGAAAGAUUCCCAAUGCUCACUUUACAUGAGAGAGUUACAGGACUUUGUUGUCAGAUGUCAGACAGACUAUUUAUCUAAAUAUGAAUGUACAGACUUCAUUAUGGAAUGUUUACAGCCAAUAUCCUGUAGAUGUGUAGAAUUAUUUGUUAGACAUGCUAGUUUGAUACGACCUUUAGGAGAAGGAGGUAAACUUAGACUGGCAGCAGACUUUGCCCAAAUGGAAUUAGCAAUAUCACCAUUCUGUAAACGAAUAGCAGACCUAGGCAAACACUACAGACUACUCAGAUCAUUUAGACCAUUAUUAUUCCAGUCAGUUGAACACAUUUCUAUGAGUCCAGCGCUAGGAGAAAUCAUUCCUUACAGUACUGUAUUACAUUUCUUGUUUGCCAGAGCUCCUGUUGAACUGAAAUCACCACAUGUAGCUGCUGAUUGGUCGAUAAGUAGAUACUCUCAGUGGUUAGAAGAUCACUCAUCAGAGAAAGAUAAAUUGACAUUAAUAAAAGGAACAUUGGAAGGUUAUGUACAAAAUGUGAAAUCAAGACAAGGGAGAGAAUUUGCAUCCAUUUAUCCAGUUAUGUUAGAUCUCUUACAGAAAGGAUUACAAUCAGCAACAUGAUUCAGUUGUUAAACACUUUAAAAAAUUAAUGCAGACAUUACAGAUAUUCCAAGCUCCACAUUGUGAUAUUACAUCCUAUUGGUGCAAGGGGGUGUUAUGAAGUGUUCAUGGGUCCAAUUAUUGCUGAUCUUAAUCAAAUAAAAGGUAUAAAAGUUCUGGGUUCAUGAAAUGGAACAGUACUUCCACUUUGUCUUAAAGUGUUGCUGUAAAAAAGAAAAGACCUUAAUCAAAAGAUCUUUCAACUGAAUUAUUGUGAUGCCUUCAGGACAUUCAAUGUUCUUCUGGUCCUCAAUCUUUUAAAUUCUCAACAUUUUAAGCUGGAGCCAGCAGUUUAAUAUUGAUUUUUAAUUUGAAAUUGUACAAUGUUGUUAAAGUUGUUGAAAACUUGUAAAUUAAAAUUAAGGCCAAUUUUAUAAAAACUCAUCAUGUCUAGUAAAUUUUUCCUAGUUCUAGCAGAUUUUAUUCUUUGGAGUAAUAGUUAUUUUAUUACUUGAGAGUAAUAUUUAUUUAAAAUAUAUAUACAAAAAACUGAAAAGGCUGCAUUUAUUCAAUUUAUUAUGCAUCCAUCUUUUUAGAAAUAUUUCUUGUGGGUUACUCAUGCAUAUAAUAUAUUUAUACUGUGAUAAUAUUGUUGGGAAGAAUUGUUAAGGUUUAUGAAAUUGUUUUUAUGAAAUAAAUUAUUUAUACAAUGAA